Stegostoma tigrinum is the source of this 2841-nucleotide messenger RNA. Its product is annotated as C-X-C chemokine receptor type 3-like. The transcript is spliced from 2 exons. Gene Ontology annotation, biological process: chemotaxis; G protein-coupled receptor signaling pathway; immune response. Bases 94 to 1224 code for a protein of 376 amino acids. Gene Ontology annotation, molecular function: C-X-C chemokine receptor activity. Gene Ontology annotation, cellular component: membrane. NCBI's taxonomy places the organism in Eukaryota, Metazoa, Chordata, Chondrichthyes, Orectolobiformes, Stegostomatidae. The record is from RefSeq and is a predicted model, not a curated record.
UGCCAGCUUCUGUUGUCAGUGAGGGGACUAAGUUAGAUAUAAAGUCUAGGAUUACAAGCCAGGUUUUCGCUAAAGGCUUAUAUCUCACUAGACAUGGACCAAUCUGAGUGGAUGUACACGGAGUUCACCUUGGAUGGUUUUCAGGACAUCUUUAACUCCAGUCCAAGUUGGGACUAUUUCCCAAACACCAGCGACAAAGACCUCACUAAAGCCUAUGUUAACUGUGCCACCUUCAAGGCUGCAUCGUUUAACAGAGUCUUCCUUCCCAUCUUCUACCUUGCCAUCUUCUUUGUGGGACUGUUGGGGAAUGGAAUAGCAGUAGCUGUUUUCCUGAAGAACAGAAAGACGUUGGCCAUGACCGAUACAUACAUUCUCUACUUGGCAUUCGCUGAUAUUCUCCUGGUGGCCAGUCUGCCAUUCUGGGCUGUGGAGACAGUCAAGGGUUGGGUCUUUGGGUCAAUGGCUUGUAAAGUAAUUGGAGCAAUGUUCAAUAUCAAUUUUAACAGCGGCAUCUACCUUCUGGGUUGCAUUAGCUUUAAUCGUUACCUUUCCAUUGUACACGCAGUCCAGAUGUACAAAAAGCGCAGGUCUUUGUCAGUGCAUAUCAACUGCCUUGUUGUUUGGCUCCUCUGUGUCCUUUUAGCAAUCCCUGAUUUCAUAUACUUGACAGAAUCACAUCCCAGUGGCAUUUUGAAAUGCCACUAUGACUUUGAUGCCAACACUGCCAAGGCUUGGAUGGUGGGCUUACGAUUUUUCUACCACAUCACCAGCUUCCUUGCACCGUUGACAAUAAUGUCGUACUGUUACAUUAUGAUUAUCAAAACCCUACAUGGAUCCCACAACAUACAAAAGACCAAGGAACACAGAGCCAUGAAGGUCAUUGUCAUGGUUGUGGGCGCCUUUUUCAUCUGCUGGGUCCCUUACAACGUGGUCCUCUUCACAGACACCCUGCAGAGGUUGGGCUUCAUAGCCAGGAGCUGCGUCUUUGAAUCUAGGUUGGACAUUGCCAUCUCCAUCACAUCCAAUCUGGGCUAUUUCCAUUGCUGUCUCAAUCCAUUUGUGUAUGCUUUUGCUGGAGUAAAGUUCAGGAGAAACCUGCUGCAGAUUUUCAGUGCUAUCGGCUGCAUCAGUCCAAAGACUGUGAAGAAAUACACCAAACCGGGCAGCAGACUGUCUACAUUGACAUUAUCAGAGUCAGGAGAUACUUUGAACUCUGGAAUCUAAGGUCUUAAUUAAAAUUGGAUUCAUGCCUCUGAAUUACGCUAUCAACUGCGAAUCAAUGUGCAGUAAAUUUCAUCUCUGAAUCAGAAUUCAAAGCCACCACUGGAGAUGAGAGAGUAUUGUCUAAACUAAUAAUCUAGUGCACUGGCCCUUAAUGUAUUUUUACCACUAGGCGAUAGAAAAAAACUUCAGUUCAAUCCCAUUUACUUACUGUUAAUGCACCUUGUGAAUAUUGCUUCAAUGCAGCCUGGAAUGCACCUUUAACCACCAAAGCAUCAACCCAGUGUAAUAUAGCUCACCAAGGUUAGAAGAAUUAAUCUCAAAUUGUGUUAAUGGGCUUUUCUUACAGUUCAACUCAACAAACAAGGCUACUAUAAUGAACAUUUUAUCAAUAGGUUGCCACGUUCUUUAUGUAUUCACAUGAAUAUUAAAGUAAUGAUGACACUGCGCAUAACUUCCUAAAUAAAAACCGAAAGAGCAGCGAUGCUGUAAAUAAGGGGCAAAAACAGAAUUGCUGGAAAAGCCCAGGUUUGGCAGCAUCUGUGAAGAAAACAUUAGAGUUAACGUUUUGGGUCCAGUGUUCUGAGGAAUGGUCACUGGACCUGAAACGUUAACUAAGGUUUUUUUUCACAGAUGCUGCCAGACGUGCUGAGCUUUUCCAGCAACUUCUGAUUUUGUUGCCCAUGAUUUCUUGAUCGGAAUUUUUAGUUGAGGCUCAAUACUAAGAAACAGAUUGGGAAAUUUGGACCCCAACAAAUAAUGAUGAAAAGAACAAGGAUUUGGUCAGGAUCACCUGAAAGGGACAAAAACGUUAAUAACAGAGCUAACGUGACUUUAUAAAUAAAAAGUCAAAAACUGACCCUUCAAGCCCAUAAAAAGCAGAUGUAAAGUAAGACAACUUUAUCAGCUCUCUACAGCUAAAGAAGGAAGACAAAAGAUUCAUUUUACUUCAGUAUUGACAGACACAUCAGAAAGAUACUGAAUCCUGGCCACUUCAUUGGAGCAGACAGAGAUAAUUAAUGCAAGUAAAGAUCAACAAGAAAAUGUGGGAAAGGAAAGCUAAGGCGAAAAUGGUCGAAGGAUAUCAUGCAAUGGAUGCAAAUGGCCUGAGUGGAAUGUAUAAGGACAGAGCGGGAGAUCCAAGCAGUGAACCGUCUAGGAAGAUAAUAGCAUCAAUGAAUACACAAAUUCUGACCAAAGACCAAGUCAGACAGAAGCAUGCUCAUCAGAGAGAGUGUGAACAGAAGUGAAACCCAGAAACAUUCAGAGCACUCACUCACAUUCAGAUUAGAAAGAGAGAACUGGCAUUACAUAUGGGGCUAAUUAUUUAAUGUGCACUCAUUUCAAUGGAUGAAGUUUGAGUCCCGGAAAUCUAAAGACAUGCAAAGCCAAUAACAGCAAAUAAUAUCACAGCACCUUUAACAAAGGUAUUGAACAGAAGCAACAGGGCAAAUAAACAGACCCCAAACCAUUGAAGCAGAUAUUAGAAAGGGUGGCCGAAAUCAUUGUCAGACAGCUGGACUUGAUGAUGUGAGUUAUUGUGGACAGGAACGUGGAAACGUGGGAGAUUUUGAGGAGGAAAUGCCACAACAUGGAGCCUGACCAUCGAUAGAGGCAAUG